AUGAAUUUCCAUAUGCAUGCGAAUGCUGGCCUAGCAGUAAAAUUAUUGGGCUUGCGAAGCGUCGUUAAUAAAAGUGUGAGGAAAUAUGAAACUGGGUAUGUAAACACUAGGCCUUGUUUUAUUGAUAAAAGAAAAACCCUAGGCCCAUUUCUGCAACGCCUUAUAUUGCUGUGUUUGGGCGUUAGGGUUUCUGUCAUUUCUGCAACUCCAGAAAAUCACCUCCCGCGCCGAGCUCUUCAAUAUUCUGCAGCCAUGGUUCUCAAGACGGAGCUUUGCCGUUUUAGCGGCGCCAAGAUCUAUCCUGGAAGGGGCAUCAGGUUUAUCCGAUCAGACUCUCAGGUUUUCCUCUUUGUUAACUCAAAAUGCAAGAGGUACUUCCACAAUCGCCUGAGGCCUGCUAAGCUUACUUGGACUGCCAUGUAUCGGAAACAACAUAAGAAGGAUGUUGCUGCUGAAGCCGUGAAGAAGAGGCGCCGUACCAACAAGAAGCCUUACUCAAGGUCCAUUGUUGGUGCCACCUUAGAGGUCAUCCAGAAGAAACGAGCUGAGAAGCCAGAGGUUCGUGAUGCUGCACGUGAAGCUGCCCUACGUGAAAUUAAGGAGAGGAUCAAGAAAACUAAAGAUGAGAAGAAGGCAAAGAAGGCAGAAGUUAUGUCAAAGCAAAAGACUUCUGGCAAGGCCAACGUACCCAAGGGAGCGGCACCCAAGGGCCCGAAGAUUGGAGGUGGCGGCGGCAAGCGUUGAAAGGUUUUUGCUUCUAUAUGGUAUGCAUAAGGAACACAAAUGGUUAUAAGCCAUGUGUGCUGGUUUUGGUUUUGACCUACAAGUUAUUUUCUGUGCUUGAACAUUAUCUUGUAAGGUCUUAGACUUUGUUUUCACUAGAAAUAGCUUACAUUUUCUCAACUUUGGUUGCACAUCUAAUGUUUACUUUAAUUUAAAAUUAAUUUGUUGAGCCCAGCUUAAAAGUA
This is a messenger RNA of Salvia miltiorrhiza (redroot sage), 968 nucleotides long. RefSeq names its product 60S ribosomal protein L24-like. The coding region runs from base 1 to 744 and encodes 247 amino acids. The record is from RefSeq and is a predicted model, not a curated record. Gene Ontology annotation, molecular function: mRNA binding; structural constituent of ribosome. Lineage: Eukaryota; Viridiplantae; Streptophyta; Magnoliopsida; Lamiales; Lamiaceae. The transcript is spliced from 6 exons. Gene Ontology annotation, biological process: cytoplasmic translation. Gene Ontology annotation, cellular component: cytosolic large ribosomal subunit.